Mytilus californianus (California mussel) is the source of this 1672-nucleotide messenger RNA. RefSeq names its product adenylate kinase isoenzyme 6-like. The record is from RefSeq and is a predicted model, not a curated record. Gene Ontology annotation, cellular component: nucleus; cytoplasm. The coding region runs from base 54 to 605 and encodes 183 amino acids. NCBI's taxonomy places the organism in Eukaryota, Metazoa, Mollusca, Bivalvia, Mytilida, Mytilidae. Gene Ontology annotation, molecular function: AMP kinase activity; ATP hydrolysis activity; ATP binding. The transcript is spliced from 4 exons.
UUGAAAUAUAUCCAAAUGAUCGGGACUGGUUCCACUUUUAGUUUUUCAUCCCGAUGCACAUCGAAAAAACCAAAACAAUGGCCACAGGUCGGCCAUGUGGUCCGAACAUAUUGAUAACAGGAACCCCUGGUACAGGAAAAUCUACUUUGGCAGAAGAACUAGCACAAAGGGCAAGUCUGAACUACAUAAACAUUGGUGAUUUGGCAAAAGAAGGCAACCUGUAUGAAGGAUUUGACCCACAAUACAACUGUCCAAUUAUAGAUGAAGAUAGGGUUCUUGAUGAAUUAGAAGAUCAAAUGGGACAAGGUGGUAACGUCAUAGAUUAUCAUGGUUGUGAAUUCUUUCCUGAACGUUGGUUUGAUAUUGUGUUUGUUCUGAGGACAGAUAAUUCUAUUCUGUAUACCAGAUUAGAAAGCAGGGGUUAUAAUGGAAAGAAGUUAGAAGAUAAUAUACAGUGUGAAAUAUUUCAGACAAUUUUAGAGGAAGCUAGAGACUCAUAUAAAACAGAAAUAGUCCAUGAACUGGCCAGUAAUACUCCAGAUGAUAUGGAGGAUAAUUUAGAUAAAAUUCUUUCAUGGAUAGAGCAAUGGAAGACUACACACUAGCAGCAAAUAAUUGACUAAUCAGCUUUCUGCUAAUUAAUAUCCCUACUUAGUGAAGCAGUGGUCUAUAUUGAUCAUUGUGUCUGUGGGGUUGUCAGUCCAUAAUUUGUAUUUGCAGACCUAUUUAAAAAAGUGACUAGAUUUCCUUGAAACUUUCAAAGAAUGUUUAAUAUCUUAUGGCAUUGUUUACUCUUUCCCUUUAUUUUCUUUUUAAAAAACAUUUUGGGUCUUUCACAUUACAAAGCAUGAACUUUGCCAUAUUGAUACAAAAGGGGAUAUAAAUUUUCCUUACCAAUAUGAUUUGGAGAGGGUAUACGUUUUUGAGCUCUGCUCAUGAUUUUUCUUGUUUAUUAUAAUUUACUAGACAAUAUUGUGAGUCUGCCUUUUUUGUUUAUGCUGGUUUGAGCUUUACUGUAAUGUUAACAAACAAAAUGUUAAAACUAACUUUAGGAUUUAUUGUCAGAUUAAGACAAUGAAUGAUAUUGUAGUACAAAAAUGUUAACUUCAUAACUGAUAACUUUGUAUGAGCUGUAAAAGUGUUUUCUUGAAUUUAAUAGUUAUUGCUAGUUCAUAUAAUGUAUGAUAAAAAAAAUGACUUUUUCCUCUGCAAGGAACACAAUCUAAUAUAUAAGGAGGAAUGAGAAUUAAUCAUUCAAUUUGUUUGUAAAUGUUGUAAAAGAAUACUAUCAUAACAAGUAUAAUCCUGCCACAUUUUGAUGGGAUUGUCUGAUGUCUGGAAUCUCGACAAGGUUUGUCACUGGCUCUAUUGUUUUUUAUGUGGGGCGGAGGGAAUCAAGAAUUUUAUGUGUAGCUUGUCAUAGUUUUAGUCUGAUAUGGUGAGCUGAUGCCUCAUUGACCUUUAUCCUUUGUCCUUCAUCUCCUUUUAUUAAAGGUUAAGUUGUGAAUAAGGCUUUAAAAGCGUUCGCAUGUUUAAGUGGUUCAAAAAUGUAUUUUAGUGCUUGACAAAAAUAUUUUUUUCUGUUUGACGAGUUAAGGCAGCAUGCAUGUUGUAUUUGAUGAAUAUUUGUUAUUGAUACUGUUGAUAAAAUAAUAAAUUUCUCUACAUACAA